This is a messenger RNA of Rotaria sordida, 543 nucleotides long. The record is from the annotation of a GenBank genome assembly. Lineage: Eukaryota; Metazoa; Rotifera; Eurotatoria; Philodinida; Philodinidae.
AUGAAAUCACACAUGGACUGUUUACCACACCUGAAUAGUCUUUUACUUUCUACCAUUAAUGAUGUCAAACAAAUCUAUUUACCAACAAGUUUAGCGCUAGCAGUUCUUUAUUUUCCAAUUUUUCUUCUUUCUAUAUUUAAUCGUUCGAUUUUAAAAAUAUCAAAAUGGAUUCUUACAAUUCCAAUUGUUAUCUAUCUUCUUUUUAUUCCAAUUUGUCAACCAUUUUGUUGUAUACCAGUAUUUAAUGUAUGUAUUGCAAGUGUUGGAAUUUAUUAUGCACAAAAAAUUUGUGAAUGGAUAUUAAUUCGACGAAAAGAAUUUUAUCAAUGGUCAUUUUUUGAUAUUCAACAUGAAUUAUUUUAUUAUCGUAUUUAUACAUUACCUAUAAGUAUUAAAAAAUUUAAAAAAAAGAAAAAAGAAAUUAUUUUUAGUGGACCUAUACAAUAUGAUAAACAUUUUAAAUCAUUAAUAUAUAUAUCAUGUAAAAUAAUACAAUAUUAUCUAUUAAUGGAUCUUAUUGUUUUUUUUUAUUCAAGUAAAUAA